UUCAAGAAGUUCUUUACAAAGUAACGAUUAGUUCUAACAUUAAUAUUUUAGCGACUAAACACUGAAGUCUUUAAAUUUUUAAAUAUUAAUUUUAAAAUAAUAAAUGAUUUUCAUAUUUAACGUAAUCUUUAUAUCAUUAUGUGUCUUACCGAUAUCAGCUGAUUAUAGUUACGAAAAUGCUAACGAAUGGGCGGAUGAAUAUCCACAGUGUGGAGGUUCAUUCCAAUCGCCUAUCGAUGUUUCCUAUGAUCUCGUUGGUGAAUCUAAUUUAGAUUCUGAUCUUGAGCCAUUAAUAUUUGAAAGAAUUCAUAGUACCGUACCUGAGAGAAUGACAUUAAAGAACGAUGGCCACACAGUAAAACUAUUGUUCAAAUGGCCUAACGACCCAGAAAAGACACCCUAUGUUUAUGGCGGGCUUCUUGAAGGUAAAUACAUACUACAUUCUUUUCAAUUCCGUUGGGGAUAUGACGUUAAAAAUGGAAGCGAACAUCAGCUAGGUGGUAAGAGGUAUCAACAAAAUCAUUUAAUUUAA
This is a messenger RNA of Cotesia glomerata, 532 nucleotides long. RefSeq names its product carbonic anhydrase 1-like. NCBI's taxonomy places the organism in Eukaryota, Metazoa, Arthropoda, Insecta, Hymenoptera, Braconidae. The transcript has 3 exons. The record is from RefSeq and is a predicted model, not a curated record. Bases 104 to 532 code for a protein of 142 amino acids. Gene Ontology annotation, molecular function: zinc ion binding; carbonate dehydratase activity.